CAAAUCUAAUACAAUGGAUUACUACAAAGCAGUAGGCAGUGCUUGUUAUCGGUAUAACCCGCCCUUUCCGAAACUAAACGAGUUUUAACCUUUCCUCAUCAUACAUUACUGUAAAUAUCGUCUGGAUUUUUGCUUUAAACUCUGAAAAAAUCAUGUACACGAAAAACAAACUCGAAGGAAAGUCUGUGGUGUUUACAUGUUAUGAAUAAGUGACGUCAGAGAAGAUGAAGCGAGCAGCAGGUGUGCAGAAACCACCCUUGGCACCAAAACCAAGCGUGAAACCGGCAGCAGUGCAAACAGAGCUUGCUUCGAGAUUGUUUGCUUAUCAACAACGUUCCUCACCGACUGUUGAACAGAAAGAAAAGCCUUCCGUGGCACCAAAGCCGUGCCUCUCCAAUAUUUCCCCUCAUGCUUUUAACUCAAAACCUCUCAAGGUUGAGCACCAAGCUCGUCUUCAGCAAAAGCCUGAUGCUACGAGGAACGUCGGACUUCUUAAUAUCAGGAAUGGAACGCAUGCCGAGGUGUGGGAUUACGUAAUUCCGAUUUGUGUUUGCGAUCAUGGAAAUUGCGCAGAUUGCGUUGCAUCAAAGGACAACAACCAUAAAGUUCUUCAACACGAAAGGUGUCCUGGUACGAAAGAAGUUGCCAGAAAGACUCUAUCUACACCGACCUUAUCCAAGAGCUUCUCUGGAAAUGGCUCAUCAAAUAAUAAUAAUAAUUCCCAACAGCAGGAAAAACCUCAGAUUCAGAACUCUGAUUAUUCGAAGGCAAAUCAGAGCAUCAUUCCGAAAUGGAAAAACAUUGAGAUGCCAGCUUCCCGAAUACAACAGAACAUUGUUUCUGCCAUUACUUCACCUGUUGAUAGUAAGCCGACCCCCAAGCUCAAUGAAUGUAGAAUCUCAAGUGAUGAUGUACAUCGUAGUCAAUAUCCAGAUCAAAUGCAACCUUUAAGGAAACCUGUAGCUGUGCCUCGAAAAGUUAGGAUGGAACAACCCGACGCUGUCCUUCAAGAGUCGAUGGGACCUACCAGGAGUCUUACUGUCUCACCUGUGGAUGUAAAUAGUACAGAUGUGUUCAUAAGAAAGGUGAAUAUUACCAACGUAGGACAUACUAGUGAGAGCAAAGGUACUGUAGACAUUAAAGGUACCCAAAAUGACAGGUGGGUGACCCCGAUACCCACCCCACGCCAGAAGAUCCCUCGGUUGCAACAAAAUAAAACCCAAGAUGCUCGCCAAAGUGUUGCUGCACGGGGGACUGAGGUUAAAGCACAAAAUCUGGAUUUACAUGUUGAUGGCCAUCAUUAUCCUAUAUGGAGGAGGAUUCCCCAAAAACCCGGACCUGAUUUUGGGAACAUUGAGACUACAGAACGUUCAGUAGAUGGACUUUUAAACAAGACAAAUAUGUUCAGAAGUCCUAUGACUGACAUUAAAAACGAUGCAGAAGUGAAACCACCAGCCAGUCCUCCAAGCAAGAAUCCCAAAGUGAACCUCAAACCUAAAUCCAGGUCCUUAUCCUCAGUCGACUUGCUUAGGCCUGAUGGUGUAAAGAAAACCUUCCUAAAGAUUGUACACCUUGACUUUAGCGAUAAAAAGGUGCCCACCAAAAAUAGACAGGACCUUGGUUUCCCUGCGGUUAAGAACGAGCAGUCGGUGGACGCUGAGUUUUAUGCGGAAGAAAUCCAAAACCAGGUCCGUUCUGAAAGACCGAUGCUCAAUAAUAUAUAUAGAAAUAACGUAGAAAUCGAGCAAAGUGUUGAUGGAGACGACCUUGACAUACAUGUAGAUGAUGAACAUGUGUAUGAUGAUGUGGCAGAGUAUGAAUAUCUGCCUCAUCUUAGCACCACACAGGUAGAGGUCACCAACAAUUGUCAAAACCAGACAGUCAUGUAUGAAAACGAUGGUUUUUAUGACUAUCCAGAUGUGAUCUUUGAAAACCCAACAAACUCCAAAAAGCAGCAGGAGCUUGUUCAAAGCAUGUAUGAGGAUGAUGGCCUUUAUGAAUAUCCAGAAGUGUGCUCUCAAAACCCCACAAACUCAGAACAGCAGGAGCUUCAUCAAAGAAAUGCACUUGAUGAAAUGGACGAAUUUGAUGACACUCAUUCAGAGGAAGAUGAAAGCAGCCUAGAGGAAGAUGAAGAUAACCCCACCAUUAUAGAGAGACGGAUUGAGGCUAAGAAGAACAAGGUUGAACACAUUGUCAAUGAAAUCAUGACUUCGGAGAAAAUAUUCGUGAGCGUACUGAAACUCCUGCAUAUUGAUUUUCGUGAAGCUGUGUUAAAAGCCUCCUGUCAGACGGGGAAAGCCGUGAUUGACGAGCGAAUCUUGAAUCAGAUCUUGUGCUCUUUGCCAACGCUUUACGAACUGAAUUGCAACCUGUUGAAAGAGCUGGAAAAACGAGUCGCUCACUGGAACGAGCACUGUGCCGUAGCAGAUAUAUUUGUGAAGAAAGGACCGUACCUUAAAAUGUACGCUACUUAUAUCCGCGAGUUCGACAAGAAUGUGGCUCUUCUGGAAGAGCACUGUCGGAAAAACCCAGCGUUUGCCAAAGUCGUCCGUGAAUUUGAGAGCGACCCAUGCUGUGCUAAUCUGGCAGUGAAACAUUACAUGCUUAAACCCAUUCAGAGAAUUCCACAGUAUCAACUUCUACUGACCGCUUAUUUAAACCAUCUUGAUGAAGAUUCUCCAGACUACAAAAAUGCUGAAGCUGCUUUGGUGAUAGUAAAGGAGGUGGCCAAUCAUGCGAAUGAAAUCGUGAGACAAGAGGAUAACUUUCAGAAGCUUUAUGAUGUUCAGUGUCGACUCGUUGGACAACAUGUCAUUGUCCAGCCAGGACGGGUUUUGUUAAAGGAGGGAAUCCUGAUGAAAUCCUCAAGGAAAGUGAUGCAGCCUCGAAUGUUUUUUUUAUUUAAUGACGGUCUCCUGUAUAGCACACCUUUACCAUCUGGGAAUUACAGAGUGAACAACAUGCUCUCUUUGGCUGGAAUGAAGGUUAGUAAACGUUAUCAGGAAGACUAUCAUGAGCUGAACAUUGAAAGUGUUGAACGAUCUUUUAUCCUGUCUGCCAGUUCUGCUGUAUGCCGAGAUCAGUGGCUGCAAGCGAUUUCCGCCGCCAUCGAAGAUUACAACAAAGACAUUUCAGUUAAAAACCCUGAGAUGGUAACCCAAGAUGUUACAGAUAAUGAUGCCCAGCUGGGAACCAAAGCCCCAAUAUGGAUCCCAGACCAGCGGGCGACUAUGUGCAUGAUCUGCACCUGUGAGUUUACCCUCACCUGGAGACGUCACCACUGCAGAGCUUGUGGAAAGGUUGUUUGUCAAGCCUGCUCGAGUAACAAGUAUCCAUUAAAAUAUCUGAAGAAUCAGCAUGAACGAGUGUGUGAUCUGUGCUUUGCUGUUUUUCAGAGGAGAAAUUCAGGUGACCAGGGACCCAGCAAUACCCAUCUAUCACCUAAUGGCAAAUCUUUCCAUUACAAAAAGGGAAAGAAAAUACCAGCAGCACUGAAAGAGGUGUCGGCUAACACGGACGGAUCCUCAAUGAACGGCUACUUAGAGAGGACGAAGGGCAAUAAGAAACAGUGGAGAAGAUUCUGGUUUGUCAUCAUGAAUAAAGUUCUGUACACGUAUGCUGCCAGUGAGGAUGUAGCUGCUUUGGAAAGUCAACCACUUCUUGGAUUCUCUCUGAAAUCUGAGAAUCCAGAAGCUUCAAUGCAAUUUAAACUUUACCACAAAAACACUCUUUACUACAUUUUCAAGGCAAAUGACAGCCAAGCCUGUCAAAGGUGGAUUGAAGCUUUUCAGGAAGCCAUGGUUCUUUAAAAUUCCUGAAAGUGUGACAAUUCCAAAGACAUCAGACUUGAGAAAGACCCAAAGUUAUUUCAUCACACUGCAAAAAAUUUUUUCAAGAAUUUUU
Messenger RNA from Misgurnus anguillicaudatus (oriental weatherfish), 3906 nucleotides. Lineage: Eukaryota; Metazoa; Chordata; Actinopteri; Cypriniformes; Cobitidae. The record is from RefSeq and is a predicted model, not a curated record.